Messenger RNA from Cercopithifilaria johnstoni, 2496 nucleotides. Lineage: Eukaryota; Metazoa; Nematoda; Chromadorea; Rhabditida; Onchocercidae. The record is from the annotation of a GenBank genome assembly.
AUGUACUACGCGACUUUUGCCACGGCUCUGUUAUUAUACAUCCAAGAAUGCAAUGGUAUUGGCCGUUUAUGUCAAAAUGGGGUACAAUGCCCGGCUGGACAGUACUGUAUUUGGGGGAAAUGCUUUUGUUUCAAUGGGCAAGUCUUGAUGAACGAUAGAUGUGUUGUGGACUUUUAUUGCCGGAACGGAAAAGAGGUUUAUCAUAAUGGACAAUGCUAUCACCUAUCAGCGAUCGGCGGCAAAUGCCUUAUCAAUGAGCAAUGUUAUGGUGAAUCAUCCUGUGUAAAUAAUUCUUGCACUUGUCUUCACGAAACGAUUAACGUGAAUGGAUUAUGUCUAAAAAAGAGUUCACAUCCUAUCCGUCAAUGCGAAAUUCAUCAAAUUCUUAUCAAAGAACAAUGCUUGGAUAUUGUUACAAUUGGUGAAUCAUGUCAACUGGAUACACAAUGCUCCGAUGGAGCUAAUUGCUUAAAUCAACGCUGCUCAUAUCCAUUAGGAAUUGUUCAAAAUGAACAAAUAUUUGCACAAAAGAAUUGUUCGGAAAAUGAAGUAUUAAUUAAUGAAACAUGUUUAUCUCGGAUAAUUCCCGGUGAACAGUGCAUAGAUUCAGCGCAAUGUUUAGAUGGUUCAGAAUGCUCUUCUAUCACACAUAUUUGCAUUUGUCUAGAAGGAAUGAAUAAUAUUGGCGGAUAUUGUCGAAAAUUAUCUUACACUGAUCCAUGUAAUUCCGUUUCUCUGAUAUACGCUAAUGACAGUUGUCUAUCAAUUACAAAACCAGGCGAUAAAUGUAUUUAUGAUUUGCAAUGCCUUGGUGGAUCUAUUUGCACAGAUGGUCAUUGUAAUUGCCCUCAGAUUACUAUAAAUAUCAAUGGAUACUGUAUUGGAUCUAUAUUAUGUAAUCAAAAUGAUAUAUUUUUGAAUAAUCGUUGUUUCAAACGUGUUACUCUCAAUGAAUCAUGCAUGAUAAGUCAACAAUGUCCCAUUAAUGCUAUAUGCAAUUAUGCUGCCAAAUGCGCUUGCGCAAUUGGAAUGAUAAUGAUAGAUGGACGAUGUAAAUCUUAUCAGAUUAAUUAUUGUAAAGAUAACAAAAUUAUGGUGAAUGGACAAUGUGUAAAAAGACGUGUUCCAGGUAGCACAUGUAUUGCUAAUGAACAAUGUUUGGAUGAAUCAAAUUGCUUGAAUGGAUAUUGUAGAUGCGCUAAUGGUACUAAGCUUCUCUCAAGGUAUUGUAUUCGGCGUAAUGAAACCGAAAAAUGUGAUGAUACCUAUCAAAUUUACGUAAACGGAAAAUGCUUAGAUUUAGCAAUACCAGGUGAAGAUUGUGUUGACAAUUUGCAAUGUAUUGCAGCUUCGAUAUGUCGUGCAGGUAAAUGUGUAUGCUCAAAUGGAUAUAUUAAAGUGAAAAAAUACUGCAUUCAAGAUUUUAAACCUUCAAUGGAAUGUAAUAAUGAUCAGGUUUUGAUAAAUGAUCAUUGCUAUCAGUUAGCUAAAAUUGGUCAAUAUUGUAUCGAUACAGCUGUUUGCUUAGGUGGUUCCAUUUGUUAUAACAAUUACUGUACUUGUCCAAAAGAUACAGUUGCUGAAAAUGAACAAUGUCGACGAGAACGACAUUGUCUGGAGAAUGAAAUUCAAAUAGAUAGAAAUUGUUAUCCACGGAUUAAUAUUGGACAUUAUUGUCAAUUUACUGAACAAUGUACAUCAAUUUCAACUUGUCAAAAUGGUAUCUGUAUCUGUCCACCAGGUACUGUAUCUCAAAAUAACAUUUGUAUAUCAUCUGGUUCAUGUCCUACUGGACAAAUAUAUAUUGCUGAAAGUUGCUGGGAUAUAGCUUAUCUUGGAGAGCAAUGCAAGUUCACACAACAAUGUCAAGGUUAUUCUACAUGUAUCGAUGAUACAUGCCAAUGUUCUGAUGAUACCGCGGUACAAGAUGGAUUAUGCAUUAAAGAACAAUGCAAUAGUAGUGAAAUUAUGAUCGAUGGAAUAUGUUACAAUACAGCAAAAAUUAAUGAAUUUUGCUAUUAUACGAAGCAAUGUCAAGGGAAUGCAACUUGUCGAAGAGAUAAAUGUACAUGUCCACCAGGUACUAUUAAUUCUAAUGGUACCUGUAUCAUCAAUACGAAAUGUCAACCAUAUCAGAUUUCCAUCAAUAAUUCAUGUCUUGAUACUGUUCCUAUUGGAAUGGCUUGCCAAGAUAAUUCUCAAUGCAUUGAAUCAGCAAGUUGUAUGCCAGGAAUAAAUUUGAUUAAUUCUAAUAGUCGAACAUGUCAAUGUAAUAAUGGUACGAUAUUUACUGGUUACAAAUGUUUGACCUCACCGAUACAAUGUCCCAUAUCUACCGUUUAUAUCAUUGAUGAAGUUUGUUAUCCAUUGGUAGAAAUAGGACAAUUUUGUUUAUAUACUAUUCAAUGUAUGGGUUAUUCAGUAUGUUCAGGCCAAAUAUGUAAAUGUCCUCUUGGCUAUACUGAAAUUCAUAAUGUUUGCAGGAGAAUUAAUUGA